Syngnathus typhle (broad-nosed pipefish) is the source of this 1076-nucleotide messenger RNA. It is a transcript of the gene pgam2, whose product is annotated as phosphoglycerate mutase 2 (muscle). The transcript is spliced from 3 exons. The coding region runs from base 77 to 844 and encodes 255 amino acids. Gene Ontology annotation, molecular function: intramolecular phosphotransferase activity. Gene Ontology annotation, biological process: glycolytic process. The record is from RefSeq and is a predicted model, not a curated record. Lineage: Eukaryota; Metazoa; Chordata; Actinopteri; Syngnathiformes; Syngnathidae.
CAAGCGGGCCUCACUUUGGGUCAGCCAUAGUCUGUGCGCAACUUAGAAGGACUGAGGGUGACAAAUCGCUCCAAGCAUGGCCGCCGUUCAUCGUCUGGUUAUCGUCCGUCACGGGGAGAGCGCCUGGAACCAGGAGAACCGCUUCUGCGGCUGGUUCGACGCCGACCUGAGCGAGAAGGGUGUGGAGGAGGCCACGCGAGGAGCCAAGGCCAUCAAAGAUGCGGGCAUGAAAUUCGACAUCUGCUACACGUCCGUGCUCAAACGUGCCGUCAAGACCUUGUGGACCAUCAUGGAGGGAACGGACCAGAUGUGGCUGCCCGUCAUCCGUACGUGGCGCCUCAACGAGCGCCACUACGGAGGCCUCACCGGUCUCAACAAGGCCGAGACGGCCGCCAAGCACGGAGAGGAGCAGGUGAAGAUCUGGCGUCGUUCCUUUGACAUCCCACCUCCGCCUAUGGACAAGGACCACGCUUACCACUCCAUCAUCAGCGAGUCCAGACGCUACAAGAACCUGAAGCCCGGCGAGCUGCCGUCAUGCGAGUCGCUCAAGGACACCAUCGCAAGGGCUCUGCCUUUCUGGAAUGAAGUCAUCGUGCCUGAAAUCAAAGCUGGAAAGAAUGUCAUCAUCGCAGCCCAUGGCAACAGCCUGCGUGGAAUCGUCAAGCACCUUGAAGGUAUGUCCGACGCCGCCAUCAUGGAGCUGAACCUGCCCACGGGAAUUCCCAUCGUGUACGAGCUGGAUGCUAACCUGAAGCCCGUGAAGCCCAUGUCCUUCCUGGGCGACGAGGAGACGGUGAGGAAGGCCAUGGAGGCCGUGGCCGCUCAGGGCAAAGUCAAGAAGUGAGCUCUCGCCCCAGAAGCCCGACAAACGAGACUGUCCUUACCUCCAAUUUGAACAUCCAUCCAUCUUUGGAGUCCAUUCCAACAUGGGGACACUUGUCUCCUGUUUGCUCCAAAAGACGACCUGUCAACUCAAAGAAGCAGAGCCACAACACAAACUCAAGACGUGCACAUCCCUCAGUUGUUUUAAGUUGUGGCCACCACCAAUAAAGAAACCACAUUUUAUAUAAUACAAA